Messenger RNA from Xyrauchen texanus (razorback sucker), 8556 nucleotides. RefSeq lists its product as uncharacterized. Gene Ontology annotation, cellular component: Z disc. Lineage: Eukaryota; Metazoa; Chordata; Actinopteri; Cypriniformes; Catostomidae. The record is from RefSeq and is a predicted model, not a curated record. Bases 318 to 6413 code for a protein of 2031 amino acids. Gene Ontology annotation, biological process: positive regulation of calcineurin-NFAT signaling cascade. The transcript is spliced from 3 exons.
GCUCAUGCUACCAGUACCAAAAUAGCAGAUGACCAUUUCUAUUUCAUCUGUCGCCCACUUGACACCGAACAGUCGCUCAGAUAUUUGCACUCCUUGCUGUGUUACAACUCUGGCCUUGCCGGCAACUAUUUCGGUGGCUUGUGAGAAAUUGACUGAGGAUUUGUGAUGAUUAAUCAGAUCACCAUUUUUGUAUAAUGGAUUUGUCUGAGGAUGAACCUCAAAAAAAGGAAAAUCACAAUGUAAUGGCCAAUAUGUGGUGAUGACUAUGCAUGAAGUAUUCUGCAUCAGACUGAAGGAAUUGGACACAAAAAUUCAUCAUGAGCAACCAAGAAAAGCAGCACACAAGCCACAAAACAAGCAUGCAGCACCUCCGUUACCUUAAUAGCUUUAUGGAAGAAAUAGACCGGGAGGUAAUGAGCCUGACAGAUCGAGCUUUCAAGAGUCUGUGCAUUGGAGAUGAAGCAAUCUAUAAUGAAUCAGAGUUCUUUCCUUCUCCGGUCAACUGCCACAAGCCUCUGGUGGAGGAGGUCUCAAAAAAGACCCAAGACAGCUUGUUUUCUGCCGUCAAGAAACUUAACUCUCACCCCCUUAAUGGGGUUAAUGAUGCUUUGAGAACAUCAAACAAGUCUUCAAAAGACUUGCCAAUUUUUGCAGUGUUUGCAGCCAAGAAGAACGGUAAAGGCAGUAAGAUGACAAAUGGCGAUUCAUGGGACAAAUCUGCUCUACUCAGCAACCAAAAUGAUGUGUCAGAGUUUUCCUCAAAUCAUCAUAGUUUAGCAGCGGAACAUCUUUCCGUUGAGAAUAACUUCAAAUCAGCUGAGAAAGGAUCUGCCAACAAAUCAAACAAUGAUGUAUCGAUUCCCUCAGGAAAAUCCUCUAAGAGUAAACAUGGAAAAAACAACAAACUGAAAAAACUGAAUUCCAAAAACUUUUUCCUUCACAGUGAAUUCAGCCCAUUCCUGUCAUGGGGGGAUUUUAAUAAAUUAUCAAAAGUGCAGGAGCACAUUUCAGAGAUUACGCUAAGAAAUAGGUCACCAGAAUGGUAUGAUUCGCCUCUUUACAAAGAACUGACUGCAGCACAUGGACACUAUAAAUUAAGUUUACCCACGUUAGCAGAAACAAAAGUUGAACAGUGCCCCAAACAAAUAGAGACUCAUCAGUCUAUGCCACAACUUGAGUCUGUACAAUCCACACAAACCAGUGUACCCCCAAAACCAGAUAUAGAGACAGAGCACAUUAUUGAGCACAAUAUUCUAAGUAAGGGUUCUAUGCUUGCUGCUGAACAGAGAUGUAAUUCAGAAAAGGGGGAGCCUUGUGUCCCCUGGCGAAAAAACAGAAGCAGAGCUAAGAGUGCUCUUCCUGUGGGGCAUUCUUUCUUUAAUUUAUCAGCCUGUGAGAGAUCAAAUCCUGGAGAAGGAGGUGCACCACCAACUAAAAAAUUGGUCCAGACUCUAGAGGGCCAGACCUCCUCUAGUUCAACUCCUUUCAGUAUUUCACAGCUUUUGACACCAGUGAUACCAUCCAGACAUGGGACAGGAACCUCAGAGAUACUGCUCUCUACAACUGCCCUGGAAAUUCCACCACUAUCUGAGAGAGAAAUGCAUCCAUUACCUGAGAUUAAGCGAGAGGGGUACAAAUCCAUUGCAUCAAGCUUGUUGUUCAAUCUCAAGGACAAUAGAAAACGGGUAAAGGCAAUGUAUAGCCCACCUAAGUUUAAAGGUUUGGAUGCAGCAGGUCAAAGCAAAGGGUCUCCCCUGCCCAAAUUGUCAGUUUCAAAAGAUGUGCAUGAAAUUGCAUAUAUUGCAGGAGCUAAAGAUAUAUCACCUGCUUGCCAAAAAGCCAUCACCUCUCAAAUGAGACCCCUUUUGGAUUCUGAAGACACUCAGACUUGUUCUCAUCAAGGAAUUGCAAAUGGAGGUAUGCCAGAUGACUAUUUGGCAUUAAGUCUGCUUCAAUCUAGAAGUGCCUUAAAAUCAAAAAGGAGCCCUGCAGCUAACAAGGCAGAAUACCCAUCAUUACAGUUGUAUCAAAAUGCUAGUCCUGAGGAAGUAAACAUCAGAGCAAAUGCUCAAAUUAUGGUUGACACCAGCUCUCAGGUUUUGACAGAUGGAGAUCAAGAGCACUGCAAAUAUCAUAACCCAGAGAGUAAUAUUCCAAGAAAAUUAUUUAAAGGUGUACUUAAAGAGCUGCAAGGCAAAAGUAAUCAUUUAGAGUCAGUGAUAAAUACUAAAAAACCCACUGAAAGUUUAAAUAGAGAAAGUGUUCUUGAGAAUAAGUCUAGUAUAAGCCCAAGUGUAAGUUUAACAAAACCUGAUGAACAAGCAGUUUGUGAUGGAAGUCAAACUAAAGACCAGUUUAAAACAAAAGGCAAAGUCAGCCCACAGAAAAGCCCCGUCAAAGAAAAGGAACCCAACAGAAAGGAUGCAGGUGCAAAACAUGUGUUUUCCACAAGACAGAACAAUUACAUUAAAAGUCAGAGAAUUGUAAGUACAGACAAUGACAAUAAUGAUUAUGAUGAUGGCUCUAGUGCAGACAAAGUGUUGUUGGCUAUAAAAGAUCAAAAUUAUACUGAUGAGUGGUACUGGCAUUCCAAAAAUCCAAAAACAAAAGAGAUAAAACAAGAAGAGCAUAACAAAGGCAUUUAUGAAGAUAUAAUUGUUCAAACCAAAGUAGGUUCACCACUAUUAAAAGAAAGUGUUAAUGUCAAAGCUGAGGCUACUACAGUUAAAGACCAGAACAAAAUCAUAUUAAAGAGUGUUUUAGAAAUUCAAAGUGAGCAACCAGUUAAGAAUGAGGCUUUCUCCACAAAGGGAAACACUUCUGCAAAAAGAGCACUAUUAUCAUCAAAUGAACAGGUGCCAAAUGAGAAAACUGUACCCUUAAAAAAAGAGAACAUAGUCAUAGAUAAGUUUGAACUUGCCCAAAUGGCUUUGGAGGAAGUAAUCGCUGAAAGAGAGCAAAGAAAACUGAAAAGUAAGGCUAUCUCAAAUGCAGGAGGUUCAAUCAAUAAUAGCAAUAUAGUUGGUUGUGAAAAUCAACAAGAUGGUCAUGAGCUACCCAUCGGUGGAGAGGAACAACAGCCUACUAGGUUAGUGUCGAGUGACAAGGGGAGAAACAAAAAAGAUGGCAAAGGUCAGAAUAGUAUAUCUGCUUUUAAAACAAGUGGCCAGACUGUUCAAAUAAUGUCAGAGGAGGUGGCCAAACACAGUGUAAGUCAUGAGGCUGAGGUAAAAUUAGCCAGUCCCUAUGAGCAAGAAGUGGCUGUUGAGCAGUGCCAACGUUUAAAAGAACAAAUCAAAUAUACUGAGAUAAACAGAUUAUACAUAGGGGAUCAAGAAAGUAACACACAUAAUGCUAGCAAGGGUAAUAAAGUAUGUGGAUUCCAAGAGAAAGAGUUGAUAGAUAAAUAUAUAAGUCAUGCAAAGGAGAGUAGAAAAAUAGGUGAUAAUUUGGAAAGUGGAGAUAUUCAAAGUUUGGGACAUUAUAUGGAAAAGUUAGGUGUUGAGGAAAAGGGUAGUUCCUAUAAACCCGAGGUACCCCCAAGAAGAGGGAGAAGUAAUUCUCAAAGUGAUGACAGAGUUGUUGCAAAGACAGAAGGCAAUAAAGACUUAAAAAGACAAGGUGACACAUCAGAAAGAACUGAGAAAAUGGACAAAAGAGAUGUCAGAAAAGGUCCGCUAAUACCAUCUAAGAAUCAUGGCCCAGUGAGAGGAAACGUAUCGGCCCUGAAAGAGAAAUAUGACAAAGCAAGUGGGGUGCACCGCAAAGAUGUUCUGAAAUGUCUUCCUGUUGGAGGUCCUGUUGGAGGUUCAGAAGAAGGACCCAAUGAACUUGCUACAAAAGAUAAAAUUAAACAUAAAAAUGUUGUACCAAAACUCACAGUCAGUGGACCUGAAAGUGAAAUGAUUUCUAUUACUGACAAGGACAUGGAGUCAGAGAAAGAAAAAAUGUUUGACAGCUCUUCAAAAGAAUCAGAGAAAGAUCAGGAGCAUUCUGGUUCACAGAGGAAACAUGAUGACACCCAGGACUUCCAAAAGGUAAUAAGUGACCACACCCAGGACUUCAAAAAUGUAAUCAGUGACCUCACACAUAACAGACAAGAAAUACAAAAUAACAAGGUAAAUGGCACAAAGGACAAGGAAGAAGUUUCUGUAAGUUUGAAAGACUUGGGAGACAAUCAGAACAAAUCCAAAGGUCCUUGCAAAAGCGACAUUAAAGAGUUUUUAAGUGGACUUCUUGGACUUUCAAGCUCAGAACAGGUCAAAAGUGUGGGUGAAGAUGAGGAAGAACUUACAGGGGAGACAACUUUUUCUUUUGAGUCUAUCAAAGCAGAGAAAGGCGAAAAGGACAGUAUUACAGUACAUGACAUCCUUGGACAAUCUCAAUCGUUAUCGUCAUCAAAUGAUAAACAAACACAUCACAGCAGUCUAUCCUCAAACUCAAGUGAACUCUCCCUAUUUCAUGAAUCUGAACAGGGGUCACUGCCGCAUCUAAAAUAUUUAUCAAAUAAAACAAAGGUUUGUGAUGUGAAAGAAACAGUAAAUGGAAAAAUAGAGGAUUUUCAGAAACAAAAAAUUGAUUCCUGUCCUUUUAGAAAUCAUGAAAGUGAGUCAGUUGUUUUUCCACUGAGUGAUGUGGGAAAAAGGGGAUUGGUGCACAGCUUGAUUGAGCCUGCUAAGAAUCUAACACAAAUAUCACACAUUCACAACUCCCUCAAGGAUCUGCAUGAAAUGGGUCACCACCUGUCUCAGAGGGAGGGCUUGAAUGGGUCUGAAAAAGGUGAGGAAGAUCUAGAUAUCUUCAAGGACUGUGUGCAUUCUCCAGUUAACACACCUGCUAUACUGGUCAGGAGCCCCCAGCAAAACCAACCAAUAAUGCAUCUAUUGUCCCCUCCAGCCUCUCAACUCAAUGCAGUCAAGAAUGGAAAGCUGUCAGUUGGAAGUAUCUCUGUGUCUGAGGAGGAAGAACAAUGCUCUGCUGUGAGCACUUUAUCUGAGGAGAUGGGUAGCUGUACAACAUGCGUAGGAGAUACCAUGCAAGAGAUCAUCUCUAGCACUGCACCAAUAGAGGAUGCAGAGGGAUCCAAGGUACCCAGUGAGAGAUCUGGAUCAGUCUGCAGUGGAAAUGACAGUCUUGGUCAGAACAAGCCCCCUGUUGUCCCUCCAAAAACUGAGAAGGCUCUACGGCGUGCCAUGAAGCUUGCCACACGGAGGAUGCAAAAAGCUGAAGCUAACAGCAAAUCUGAAUGUAAAGGCAGGAGCAGUGAUAAAAAUGCCUGCCUCAAAGCUGAGAGGCGGCACCACAGCAAUGACAAAGUACAUAGUGACAGAUUAGAACAUAGGUCACCAAGCAGUGACAGACUGGCCAGUAGAAAUCGUGACCAUUACCUUGAUGACAAACUUGAUGAGCCCAAACCUGAAACAAGCGAGAAACAUGCAAGACGUCACAGUGGUCACAGGAACCAAAACAUGGAAGAAAAUUAUCCUAGAAAAACAUUACACAGGUCACUAAGCAGUGACAGACUCAAAAGUAAACAUAGUGAACAUUACCUUGAUGACACAUUUGAGCCCAAAACUCAAAGAAGCGAGAAAAAUGUUAGACGACACGGUGGUCACAAGAGCCAAAACAUAGAAGCAAAAGAUUCCAGUAAAACAUUACAACAAGCAACCAAAAUCAAAGACAGGCAAACCAUUAAAACUAGUGAAUUAAAUAGCCACGACACUGAGAAACAGCAAGAUCAUAAAUCAAACCCAAUAGAUAAUUUAGAGAACAGUGAUACAAAUAAUGACACUGACCGAUUAGGUCGAAGCAAUGUGAAAUACUCACCUAGAAAAUUGGAACAUAGGACUCAAAGUUUGGAUAGAUUUUUAAGGGAUAAACAUGUAAAAAUGUCUAACAGCCCUGACAAAGCUGGGGGAAAAGUUACUUCCGAGUUUUCAAUGGCACAACCUUUUCAACAAAACUGCAUAGAACAAACUUAUGCACCAGCCACCACCAAUAUUGUAACACACUCCUUUCCAAUCACUCAAAGGAAGCUAUUACAGGACCCAGAGUCAGGACAAUACUUUCUGGUGGACAUGCCAGUACAAGUCAAAACGAAAACUUUCUUUGACCCAGAAACAAAAAGUUAUUUGCAACUGCCAGUACAGUCUCCUGAGGGUGCUGAAAGACAAGUCCCACCAUUGGAUGUUAUGAACACACCACCACUUGUACUAUAUCAGGGUUUUGUUCCAGUGCCUGUCUCAUCCUUACCAUCACAGAAAUCUAUUGUUAGGACUGCAGGAUCUUUGAUUCCCCCUGAUGACCUGGAGGACUUUUAUCAGAAGCAUAGUAAAGGGGUACAUCCUUAUAUUGAGCCUGUUUAUACGUCACAAGAACACACACCCGAAGAGGAAACUGACAGUGUGAGAUGAAAUGUAUUUUAGACGAGAUGCAGUGUAUAUAUAGACUGUUUGGGCCAGUGGAUGGUUCAGAGACUAAAUUCAGGGAUUUGUGUUGUUUUUAGUUUAAAGAUUUCACGGUUUCCAUGAGAACUUGCUGUCUAGUUAAAUGUAUAAAUGUUGUUUUAGGAUUUAUGCUGUUUAUGGUACACAAGACAUGAGAUUUAAAAUGUUUUAUUCUUUUAAAAGUAAGGCAUCAACCUAGUUCUCUUACUAUUAAAGGCACUUGUCUAAUUUGGAAAAACCAGCCACGGGCAGUGCAUUUUAUGUCUAGCCCUUCAGUGUGAUUCAUGCCAUUAAGAAAUCACAGUUUCACAAUGAAUAAGAUGCCAUAUCAUAUAUUACGUGGCAGUCAACUAAUAAUACCAACUGACAUUUUAAAAACAUGUUCACACAUGAAAGCCAGAACUUGAAACAACACUUAAUGCUCAAGCAAGCCUAUUUUUUUUAAACUGUUUUGUGAAAUGAAUCUCUCUAACAGACAUUCAAGAAUCAUAAUUUUUCAUAUGAAUCUACCAAGGAGAUCUAUAAUACCUGGAAAAAUCUAUUUAAUAAUAUUUGUGAUUUAAAAGUUGCUUGCAAUAAAUUUAUUUUCGUCAGGAUACACGGUUAUGCUGCGUUCCAUUCAAGUUGGAUGUGGGAUAUUCCUACUUGAUAUCUCCAAUCAUAAAUGCAUUCCAUUCCCCGAUAUCCGGAACUGCAACGCUCCCGUUAGCUUAGCAGGUGUUUGACUCUUAUUGGAGAUGUCUCCUAGCAACCCAACUGAUAAACAAUUCUGCAGAGCAUUUGUGCUUCAGGUGUACGAUUAUCAAAAGGGACUCUAAUGUUUUAUACACCUGUUUCUGAAGGUGUUUGUUAAACAAGCUUUAAUGUCAUGUAAUGUGGAAACAAACACAUUUAUCGAUGUUACUUAACAAAGUGAAUGUUUAUCACUUACUUUGUAUAUCUCCCUGAGUGUCCACAUGUUUGUGUGACAUCAUGCCGCUGCAUCUCGGCGAAAUCGGAAUUGAGAAUUUUUGCACAAGCCUACAAGUUAUAAUUCUGAUUUAAAGAUGCAUUCCAUUGCACUUUUCCUAGUAGGAAGUUUUAAAAUCCGACUUUCCGAGUUGAAUGGAGCAUAGCACUACUUUUGAAAACUUGAUCCGACAAUGAAUGCUCAAGCAACAUAAUUUACACUAAACUCCUGAUGUUGCUAUAACAAUGUAAAAAGCACUUACCAGUUUACUUGAAGUAAAAAUCAGUCCUUCUUUCCUGUUUAAUUAAUUAAGCAAUCACACGGUCAUGCAGAAAAUCUUGUGUUCUUAAAUCCAUAAGGAUCUCUUUCUCAAUGGCUCACAGUGAUGACGAUCUUAAAGCGUGAUUGUGCACUCAAAGCCAGCUAGAAGGCCUCGACCGGAACAUAUCCUAAAGAUCAUACCCACCAAGAACAAUAAAUCAAUCUGAUUGGCUGAUGAAUCUGACAAUCUGACUUUAGUUGCUCAUUCACUUACACUGUUGAGGGAUUCUGUGGGAAUUCUGAAGGCUUGAGGGGGUGGAGCUCAAAAUCAAGCGCUGUGUCAGCUUCAGGCAUGCGAUUUGUGAAACAACUGUCACACUUUGCUUGUAAGCAUCAAGGAAUAAAUUCUGACUGGAUAAACUUUUCUAUAUUUGUUUGUAGAUUAAUUAAGUGUGGGAAGUGAUAAAAAAAAUACAUAGGCAAAAAGGUGAUUGAGAAUGAAAGAAUAACAAAUAUGUAUUUAUUUGGCAUUUUAGGCCAGCAGAGAAGGCUUUGCUGGCCCUGAGAAUUUGCCACUGGUAAAAACAAGAGGUUUAAGUUUCAUUUUGUGACGUACUGAAAAUACUUUGCUUUCUCAAAAAUGUUUGACAGUCAUCAUUUAACAGAUUAUUUUGAUACAGCUUGUAUUUGAGUUUUGGAUAUACUUGUUCACAGUAUUUUUCACAGGUGAGCAGAACAUUUUGUAAAAAUGUAUAUGAAUGUAACUGUUUCAAAUAUGUUUCAAAUAGUAUGUUUGGCAAAUGCUAUUUGCAUUCACUUUAGGGGUGCAGUUUGGAAUGAAUUAAUUAUUUGAUGGGAUUGUUGCUUCAGAUAAACAACCAUUCCAAUAAAAGCAUCAUA